GGGUACCUGGCAGCUCUGGUAUGCAUCCCUAUCUCCCAGUUCUGAUACAAUUCACUCCACUUUUCUAACAACCUUGUCGACCAUUUAAUCUAUAUAGUCUAUAUAGUAUAGUCAAGAAGACUAGGUUAGGUUUGUCAGUGAAUUCAGUGAAUUUCUUCGAUUUCCACAAUUUAUUCUUAUUCAAAGACGAUUUUUAAUUAGAAAUAGAUAAACUAAGUUUUGAAACUUUAUGGACCUAAUGAUUAAUAAUCCGAAAAGCGAACUUUAUUUUUGCUGUUACUGAAUGACAAUGACUAUGACAAUCAAAAUGAUGAGAAUAAUUAAAUCGAAAAUUACCCACUUGAACUGAAUUAUACUAAAAAUUCCACAGUGUCAAAUUAAAAAUGACAUCUGAAAUUAAGGACCCAAGCAACAAGGAACAACAGAAAAUUGAUCAAAUGUCAGACUACCAGGAAGACGGUAAUUCAAAAUGUGAAUCGCCAAAACGUGGAACAACUCUGUCGACAAGUACGAGUAGUUUUGAAGCACUAGAUCCACACGAUCCGAAUUUAAGUCGUCUGGCAAAUAAUAUGUUUCAAAAAACUAGUGAAUAUUUACAGGAGGAAUUGACAGCGACACACGCCGAUUAUCGACUAUUAGAAAGACUUAAUCAAGAGACAAUAUCAAAAUAUUCCGAAUUAAAAACAAUCGCCACUAAUGUUUCCCAAUCAUUGAAUUCACUUAAUGAGAAAUAUAAAAAUUUACAACCCGUAUUAGACAAUAUCAAUCAGAUUGAUGACAGUGUAAAUAAAUUGGAGCAGGCCGCUUAUAAGUUGGCCAAUUAUUCCAAAAGAUUGGAAAAUAAAUUCAAGGAACUUGAGAAGGAGAAUAAAAAUUAAUUUUUCUUCUCUCUUUCCUCGACUCCUUUCACGAUUUCUCACGUCGUUGAAAAGUUCACAACGUUUAUUAUCAAAGAUUGUAAAAAAAUACUUUUCUUGACAAAUUUUUUUAUUUUAAAUUAUAUGAAAAAAAUUUACAAAACUGUUUUUGUGUAAAAAUAAAAAUUUGAACAAAAAUUAUUUUUUUUUCUUGAUUAUAAACGUUUUGAACUUCAACGUGAUUUCUCGCGGAGCAAUUGUAUAGCUAAUCAUUUUUCUCUAAUGUAAAUUCUAUUUCUUUAAAUUAGAAUUAAUUAAUUAAUUAAUAAAGUUGCUGAAAAAUUAA
Molecule: messenger RNA, 1203 nt
Organism: Leptopilina heterotoma
Lineage: Eukaryota; Metazoa; Arthropoda; Insecta; Hymenoptera; Figitidae
Gene: Blos2
Product: biogenesis of lysosome-related organelles complex 1 subunit 2
Exons: 2
Coding region: 384-878 (164 amino acids)
Biological process (GO): lysosome localization; endosomal transport
Cellular component (GO): gamma-tubulin complex; BLOC-1 complex; BORC complex
Molecular function (GO): gamma-tubulin binding
Source: RefSeq, a predicted model, not a curated record